This is a messenger RNA of Acanthamoeba castellanii str. Neff, 774 nucleotides long. RefSeq lists its product as uncharacterized. The transcript has 4 exons. The record is from RefSeq and is a predicted model, not a curated record. Bases 1 to 774 code for a protein of 257 amino acids. NCBI's taxonomy places the organism in Eukaryota, Discosea, Longamoebia, Acanthamoebidae.
AUGACCUGCCACCACAAGUGGCUUGACUCCUUCAACACCAGAUGCCUCACCCAUAGUAUUAUCCUUGGCAACAACACUGCCCUCAUUAUCCACAGCAGUGGACAGAUCUGCACUUCCAUGCUGAUCAAUGGCCACACUGUCUAUAUUGUGCUACAGGACGUCCUCUACAUCCUGGACCUCAUGAAGAACCUCAUCUCCACCAGCCAUCUAGCCCUCAUUGCAAGCACACCAUGCCCCACUACCUACAACCACCUGCACUUGUGUAUGGGCCACAUUGGCAUCAACCACCUCAAGCUUGCCACCUCCAGGGCCAUUGCGCCCAGCUCCAAGCCCUCCACAAGCACCUUCUGCAUUCAGGCCAAGCAACACCACAAGGCCAUUGGACCUGGCCCAGCCCCCCACUCCAAUGCACCCAUGCACAUGACCUACUUUGUCUCCUUCAUUGAUGACUACUUGUGCCAUGCCACUGUCUACUUCCUCAAGGACAAGAGCAAGGUGAUCAACAGGCUCCACAACCUCAUCGCCUCCCUGCCAGCUGAGACACACAUCCACAUGCUCCAGUUGGACCACAGUGGUGAUGUCAUGCUGACCAGCAACAACCACAACAUCCACAACAUGGCCACCAGCACUCCUGAACCAGUGCAUGUGCCCCUUGAUGACAGCACAAGCCCCAGCAUUGAUCAGACCUUCAACUCACAUCACAACAAGCAGUCCCCCAUUCACAUGGAGGUGGACACCUCCAUCAUGGACAUCCUUGAACUUGUGGUCAUUUGA